AUAUGUGCUGACGCUAUUAUUGAGAUACUACAACACAAAAAUCUGAAAAAAUACAUUCAUUCUCAUAAUGUAUACAACCUAAUACAACAAACUAGAUGUCAAAGUGGAACCACAAGUGAUGCUGGAUUAUUAUAUCUUUCUCUUAUGAAAGAGAAACAAGAAAACCCAACCUUUUAUAUUGAUGCUCGCUUUGAAGAUCAGGACAAUCACCUUGUAUCUCUUUGCUGGAUGCGUCUUAGUCAACAAAAACUAUAG
Racocetra fulgida is the source of this 255-nucleotide messenger RNA. The record is from the annotation of a GenBank genome assembly. Lineage: Eukaryota; Fungi; Glomeromycota; Glomeromycetes; Diversisporales; Gigasporaceae.